CGCAGGUGAGUCCACCUCCUUGCCUAAUUGAUUGUCGCAGGGAGGUGUAACCAGGGCGACGCGCAGAGCACCUCCGCGCCCCGCGCGCCGACACCUGGAUGACUCUGACUCUCACAUGGACGUUAGGGAAGCCGCGCUGUGACACCUGCAGGAGGAAUUACAGCCGCCCGUCACCACAGGCGAACAUCUCACACAAAGGAGGCCCGCGCAGCGUCGAGCAUGAGGGCGCAGUGUGUUCUGACUGUGGCCGUCGUCGUGUCUGUGGCGAUGGUGGGGCUCAUGAGCGUCCGCAAGAAGGAGUACGAAAGCGAGGACAAGCGGAACAGGUUUGAAGAUAUCAAGCUGCGGGUGACCAACGAUGUGCUGGGGGAGUACCAGGACGAGACGGCAGAGACGCAGAACCUGCUGGAUAAGACUCAGAGGGAGCACCAAGCGCUGGAGAAGCAAGUGAACGUGAUCAUGACGAAAGAAGAUUCGACGAAGAGUGACCUGCAAUUCUGCCAGGGAGCCCAGAAAUCUGCAACCGAUGAGCUGGCGAUAGUAGAGGCCGAAUACAGUAACCUCAAAGCGGGUAUCGAUAAGGAGAACGCCAGCUGGACGGCAGAAAUCGAAACAUUGAAAAAGCAACUAGAAGCGCGGAGCCCAGUGUGUGACUUUUUGAAAAAAAACUCACAAGCAAUAAGCAACUUGUGUGGCAUAGAAGUGAAUGUGGACGUCCCUAAACAAGAGGAUCCAAAGGCGGAGGCCCCUAAACAAGGAGACCUGAGCGCAGAAGCCUCUAAAAAAGAAGAACUGGGCACAGAAGCCCCUAAACAAGAAGAACCAAAAGCUGAAGUCCCUAAGACGAGAUGAGGUGUUACGACUCGUGCUUGCCACUCCACAGCGAUCAUGAGGGAUGUUUCUGAAUAUUUCUUUUCCAUCUGUUUUUUAUUUUUAUGCAACAAAUUGAUGAGGAUUGAGGAUACGUCCUGAUGUGGGUCAUAUGUUUUUGUAUGUGUGUGUACGCUGGUGUAAAAUACUUCAUAAUAAACAGAUUGUGUCACAGUGGAAAAGUUUUGUGCCGGCUGGGUUCAAGAGUUCACUGUCAUCUGUUGCCAUUGAACAGCAGCGUGAGAAGAGGUUUCUUCACUGCAACAGUGAUUGUUGUCCAUAAUUCACUUUGAAUUAAUGGCACAAAGAAAAAAAAAGCACAGCUGAGAAGGAAGUUUUUUUUUU
Molecule: messenger RNA, 1215 nt
Organism: Chelmon rostratus (copperband butterflyfish)
Lineage: Eukaryota; Metazoa; Chordata; Actinopteri; Chaetodontiformes; Chaetodontidae
Exons: 4
Coding region: 220-852 (210 amino acids)
Source: RefSeq, a predicted model, not a curated record